AUGCCGGAUUUAGCGGUAGAAAAUGUGGUAGUUCACCCCCUGGUGCUACUCAGCGUGGUGGAUCACUUCAACAGGAUAGGGAAGGUUGGAAACCAGAAGCGAGUGGUUGGUGUUCUUCUUGGAUCGUGGCACAAAAAGGUCCUUGAUGUUUCAAAUAGCUUUGCAGUGCCAUUUGACGAAGAUGACAAAGACGACUCUGUGUGGUUCUUGGACCAUGAUUACUUAGAGAAUAUGUACGGCAUGUUUAAGAAAGUAAAUGCCAGAGAACGGAUAGUUGGAUGGUACCAUACAGGGCCAAAGUUACAUAAAAAUGACAUUGCCAUCAAUGAGCUCAUCAAACAGUACUGCACUAACUCGGUAUUAGUCAUCAUAGAUGUAAAACCAAAAGAUUUGGGUCUGCCGACAGAAGCAUACUUCUCAGUGGAGGAAAUCCAUGACGAUGGAACCCCCACAUCCAGGACAUUUGAACAUGUUACUAGUGAGAUCGGUGCAGAGGAAGCAGAAGAGGUCGGAGUGGAGCAUUUGCUGAGAGAUAUUAAAGACACAACAGUGGGCACAUUGUCCCAGCGCAUCACAAACCAGGUCCACGGCCUAAAAGGACUGAACUCAAAGCUGCUGGACAUCCGCUCUUACCUGGAGAGAGUCACAGCAGGAAAACUGCCCAUCAAUCACCAGAUCAUCUACCAGCUACAGGAUGUCUUCAACCUGCUGCCAGAUGUUAACUUACUGGAGUUCACCAAAGCCUUCUACCUAAAGACCAACGACCAGAUGCUGGUGGUGUACUUGGCGUCGCUGAUCCGCUCCGUGGUGGCCCUGCACAACCUCAUCAACAACAAGAUCGCCAACCGGGACGCAGAGAAGAAGGAAGGCCAGGAGAAGGACGACAGCAAGAAGGAGAAGAAGGAAGACAAGGAGAAGAAAGACGACAAAGACAAGGACAAGGACAAGGAGAAGACGGACGCGGCCAAGAAGGACGACAAGAAGAAGAAGUGA
Molecule: messenger RNA, 993 nt
Organism: Knipowitschia caucasica
Lineage: Eukaryota; Metazoa; Chordata; Actinopteri; Gobiiformes; Gobiidae
Source: the annotation of a GenBank genome assembly